This is a messenger RNA of Harpegnathos saltator (Jerdon's jumping ant), 4781 nucleotides long. RefSeq names its product CAP-D2 condensin subunit (gene Cap-D2). Bases 65 to 4369 code for a protein of 1434 amino acids. NCBI's taxonomy places the organism in Eukaryota, Metazoa, Arthropoda, Insecta, Hymenoptera, Formicidae. The record is from RefSeq and is a predicted model, not a curated record. The transcript has 20 exons. Gene Ontology annotation, cellular component: nucleus; condensed chromosome, centromeric region; condensin complex. Gene Ontology annotation, biological process: mitotic cell cycle; meiotic chromosome condensation; mitotic chromosome condensation. Gene Ontology annotation, molecular function: histone binding.
AACGGAUUUUAUACAUAAACACGAAUUUUGUUGUGAGCAUACCCCGUUCUGUGCUUAUGUUAAAAUGGUGAAGAAAUUCGUAAUACCCUUAAUAAAAGAUGAACUCUUGACAUCUCAUGCUGACCAGUAUUCUGUCAAGGAGAUAACUCCUAUACGAAUGAUAUCACAAAAUUUGGAUGGUACACGAUCAGCAUUAGAAGAACAAGGUGCACGUUUUAUUUUAAAUCAUUUCGACACAUUCUUCUCUGUUGUUGUCCAUGGCAGUAAAGUGGAGAUUGAAGUCUGCAUACGUUCCUUUAAUAGAAUUCACAAAGCUGUGGAGAUACUUGUGGAUGAAUUGGAAAAAAUAUUUGAUCGUGACAAUGAUAUUACUGAGGAAAACAGAGAAGAAUAUUUGUGUAUUAACAAAAUGCUGGCAUAUUUAUUCUCAUGGUUUGUUUGUCAUAUAAAUAAUUAUAUCGUGAAAGAUGCGAAUGAGAGUAAUACUGGAAAGAAUAAAAAAAAUGUCAGGACGAAGGAUGAAAUGGAAUGGGAGAAAAAUAGAUCUAAAGCUCUGGAUCUUCUAUAUCGGUGGUUGCAGAUUCCACUGUAUAAGAUCUGGAGUCCACCAAUUGUCGAGAAUUCUUUUGUUACGAUUUUGGCACAAGUAUGCUACAAGAUAUUGGAGGGGACCAAAGACCCGAAGCAAAAGUACAUCAGAGAAACUAUAUUUGAGAUUCUGGGAACUUUAGUAAAGAAAUACAAUCAUGGGAUAACAUGUGUUGUGAGAAUUAUUCAGCUGGUGAAACUGUACGACACACUGGUGAUUCACAUAGCAGCUGGCGUGGUUCAUAUGGUCACGAAAUGCAACUGCAACGGUCUGAUCAAGGAGAUGAUGAACGAGAUCAGGCAGAACGAUGUGGGCGAGUCGGACAGCCGCAACAUAUCCAUGUUCCUUGAGAAUAUCGCAAUCUCGCAACCCGAUCUCAUAAUCCCCAUCCUUGACGAAAUCAUGGAGUACCUGUCGAACGACCACUAUACCAUGAGAAACUGCGUGAUCGCAACUUUGGGCGCUGUCGUGCAAAAAGCGUUGACUAGCGAAAAUCUCACGGAAGAGCAAAAGCAACAGCGCGACGACUGCCUGAACUACCUCGAGGAACACAUACUAGACUGUAAUGCUUACGUGAGAUCGAAGGUGCUGCAGAUCUGGCAGCGUCUGUGCUGCGAAGGAGCGGUGCCGUUGGCGAGAUACGGAAGUCUUCUGGCCGCGACCGCGCUACGCCUGGAGGAUAAGAGCGCCAACGUUCGUCGUCAGGCUUUGCAAUUGCUGCGCACCCUGUUGCAGAGCAAUCCCUUUGCUGGCAAGCUGAAUUGCACCGAACUCUCCAGUUCGUUGGAGAAUGAGCGAGCAAAAUUGCAGAAGUUGAAAACUCAAGUCGCGAGCGUCAGUGGACGCGGUCACGCCCAACGAUUUGAACUCUGGACCGCUUUGUUGCCGGAUAUAAAAGCUGCGAUAGGAAACGUCUUAAAGGACGACGAAGCAGAUGACGAUGUGAACGUUGAGGAGGACGAGAAUAUCGAUCCGGAUCAGGUAUUUGAACAUGUGAGACAGCUGCUGUUGAAUCGAGAAGUCACCGAGGCGGUGACGUACCUGUGGAAGAUAUGCACAAAGUUGAAGGAAGCGCCGGACAUGGAGAAUCUUUCGAUCGAGGCGAAGGAGGAGUGUCUAUUCGCCUUUUUGCUGAAGAUCUUCAUAGAUUCGGAGGGUAGAUCGAUGAAUAACGACGAGAACGCUACUGACGUAGAGAAGUCGGAGAAAGAUGAGCUGGUCAAGCAGAUGGUCAAGCGGAAAUAUGUUGUAAACUAUUUGAAGAAUUGUCUCCGCUUUGCCACCGAGUUGGAAGAGACGAUACCCAUGGCAGAGAAGUUGUUGUUCUCCACGUGCGCGGGUGACGCCGUUGAAUCGUGCACGUUCUUGGGCACAGCCUACCAGUUCGGAGUAACCGGAACGGCCAAGUGCGUGCGCAACGCCCUGUUCCAGGUGUUCCACCGCGAUCAAUCGGUGCGCAACAACAUCGCCAUGGUGUACAAGCAGAUUUAUCUGGAUGUCGACGCGAACGACAAACGUUCGGACCGUCAGAUAGCCGUUACCUGCGCAAAUCGUCUCAUCGGCUUAUUGAAGGACUUGCAGCCUGGACAGAGUCCAGCUCUCGCCCAGCUCGUUGCAACAUGGCACGAGAGCGGUGAAUUGAACAGCGAACUGUUGCAGAUGUUGUGGGAGAAAUUCUCCUUGAAGUAUUCCGGCACGUCGCAGAUCGACAGCAGAGCGGCGCUAAUGAUAAUAACUAUGAUAGGUCAAGCGGAGACUAACGUAGCCAUCGACAAUUUGGAGGUGUUGGUAAAGGUGGGACUGGGCGCGCGCGCGAAGGAAGACCUUCUUUUGGCGCGGGAUACGUGCAGGAUGUUGCUGCAGAUAAGGCAGACCAGCAAGGACGUCGACAAGGCACCAUUGAGGUACUCCAAUGAUCACGAUAUGUUCCGAGAGAUCCUGAUACUGUUGACGGACAACUUUCCCAGCACGAGUGAGAAGGCUUACAUCUCUUUCACGACGGAUGCGAUCAAUGCGAUAUAUCACUUGGCAGAUCAGCCGCACGAGUUGAUGAAGAAGUUACUGCUAGACAUCUGCGAGAAGGGUCAGAUCGUGGACAAAGAGAAGAUUCAGGACAUCAAAGUGUCGUAUAUCGUGCUCACGCAACUGCUGUACGUAAUCGGACAUGUUGCCAUUAGAGAGAUGGUGCACUUGGAUACGUUCGUCUACAAUGAGCAGAAGCGUAGAAAUGUGCUGCGAGAGCUGCAAGGCAGCAACGGCAACAAGCAGAGGAGGAAGGACAUGUCCCUCCCGUCGUUCACCGAAAACAAGUCCGCGCGACAUGUCUCUAAGAACACGAGUAUGGCAAGCGUCGCGCACGAGGACAACGGCGAAGAAUCUCUGGAAGGGGCGGUGGACGAUGCCGAGGCGGAGUUCAUAAAUAACGCACUCGAGAACGAAAUUCUCAUCGGGAACGGCUUGCUCGCGAGAUUCGUUCCGUUGGUGUUGAAUGUGUGUAAGCAUCCUGAGAAGUACGACAACGAGAACCUGCAGGCUGCGGGCUCGCUCGCGCUUAGCAAAAUGAUGACGGUGAGUUCGGAGUUUUGCGAACAGAACCUGCAAUUGCUGGUCACGAUAUUGGAACGGUCGCAGUAUCCCGGUGUCCGGUCGAACAUGCUGAUCGGAUUGAGCGAUCUCGCGACCAGAUUCCCUAAUCAAGUGGAGCCGUGGUCGAAACACAUCUAUGGCAGACUCCGAGACGCGGACACGAGCGUACGCAGAACUUGCGUCCGUAUGCUGUCGAAUCUUAUAAUGAGGGAGAUGAUACGCGUGAAGGGCCAAGUUUCGGAGUUGGCCCUGUGCAUCAUGGACGAGGACGAGCAGAUACGACAGGACACGAAAGAAUUCUUCAACCAACUCGCCCAGAAAGGCAACGCUCUUUACAAUGUCGUACCCGAUAUAUUGUCGCGAUUGGCGGAUUCUGAGUUGAAUCUCGAGGAGAAACAGUUCCAAGAAACCAUCAAAUACAUCCUCAGUCUCUUGCAGAAAGAGAAGCACGUCGACACUAUAAUCGAGAAGAUUUGCGCUAGAUUCAAAUUAGCCGUCACGGAGAGGCAGUGGCGCGAUCUCUCCUAUUGCCUUUCGCUCCUGCAGUUCAGCGGAAGAAGUGUACGUCGUCUUAUCGAGAAUCUGCCGUUGUUGAAAGACAAGAUCCACUAUAAGCCGGUACUUUCGGCCCUGGAGAAUAUCAUCGAACAAGUGAAGAAGCGAGCGGACACAAAGGCCGUCGGCACGGAGCUGGAGGAAAAGUUGCAGGAGCUCCUAGAGAGCGACGCGAACUCGGAAAUGACAGACAACCGUCUGAUGCCACCUCCGUCAAAUGUGCCGAAGAUCAGGAGGAAUACACGACGAACUAGACGCAAGAGUACGAGCGACGAAGAAGAGAACAGCUCUGACGGCGAAGAGAACGCGGAUAAUCCGCCCGUCAUAAAACCUCCGGAAACUGCCGGAGAAACAACCGCAACGAAUAGCAGAAGAAUGUCCCGUAAAAAAUCAUUAGCGAAAGACAACGACAGCGACAGUGACGACGAUGAUAACGAUAACGAGAAAAACGAUGCUCCAGUUACUACUUCUACGCUUGUGACAAGCGGCAAAAGGCGCUCACAAAAAACAUCUACGAGCACGGCAGUCAGCAGCAGCAUGUCGCCGUGCCCGAAGCGCAACAAAACCGACAAAUCGCCGCGGAAGACUGCAGUCAGAAGCUCGGCUCGACUGUCUCGAGGACGUAACUCAAAGAAAUAACAUUCUCAGUUUCUUCGGAAAUGUAAGACGAGUCGUUUGAACAACAUAAUUUCAAUUCAAGUCACACAUUCACUCUCUCUUUCAAUAUUGACUACAGGCGCUUGCAAAUUCCCCGAUGCUAUAGUUGAGAGAUAAUCAGAUAUAAAAAUAUCAAGGUGAAAGUGAGAUAAAGUGAAAACAGGGACAACGCGUAGUGUAGUAGUAGUAGUAAUAGUACGUAGUUCCAGCUAUCAAAAAUUAUGCUUCGUAUGUAGUUUCGUCAUUACGAGAACCACAUCCAACGCAGUCACGAAGGUCAACAAAAGAUUCUCAAGUCACUCUCUAAGAAUGUUAUUAUUUUCAAUUGUACACUCGAUAGUAUCGCAUUGUCGUAGAGUACGUAAGCCAACGUAUUAAAAUUAUUGAGACACGA